AUGCUCUUCUUCUUAUCUUUCUUAAAAUAUUUGUCCUUGUCGGAACUUUUUCUUCUUUCCCUUUCCUGCUUAUUAAAAUUCUUUGUAUUCAUUGGAAUCUCUCCGCCAUCUUUCACUAAAAAUUUAUCUUUAUUCAGAUUUUCCAUUUUCUUUCCUGUUCUUCAUUUCUUUCUUUUUCUGUUUCAUUUUCAUAAUUUUAAACCAAAUUUUUAUUUUUUAUUUUUCUUUCUUAUUCCAUUUUUUUUCAAUAUUUUCACCUUUUUUUUUCCUUCAUUUUUAUCUCUUCUUUCCUCUUCUCAUUUUCCUCUCUUGUAUGUGUCAUUUUUUUUUGUUUCUCACUCAUCUUUUCCCCUUAAUUUUUCUUCCUCAACCCCUUGUUUCCUCUUUUCCUUCUUCCUCUAUACACUUUCUUUCUUCCUUCCUCCACAUUCUUUCUUUCUUUCUUUCUUACCGUUAUUUUAUAGUAUACCCCCACAUCCACAAACUUCCUUCGUUUCCUCCUUCUCCCAAUCCGUCUAUCAUCAUUUCUUUUGUUCCUCUCUCCCCUUUUUUCCUUUCCAUCAUCCCUUUCUUUCUUCCUCUUUCCCUUUUCUUUCUUUUUCGCUUCCCUUUUUUACUUUCUUUCUUCCAUUUCUUUCUUUCUUCCAUUUCUUUCUUUCUUUCUUUCUUUCUUUCUUUCUUUCUUUCUUUCUUUUAUUCUAUAGCGUACCCCCCACAUCCUCACACUUCCUUUAA
Acanthosepion pharaonis is the source of this 735-nucleotide messenger RNA. The record is from the annotation of a GenBank genome assembly. Lineage: Eukaryota; Metazoa; Mollusca; Cephalopoda; Sepiida; Sepiidae.